CAAGCUAAGCAAACGAGAGAGAGAGAGAGAGAGAGAGACUGCUCCUGCAAUUGCAAUGGCAGCUCGCAAGCGCGUCUCAUCAAAACCCUCUCCUCAGACUCAAAUCUCAGAUGAGAUCCCAGCCGUUGAAACCCCUGCCCCAACAGAUCCUUCCUUAUCCGCCUUCUCACUCGCUCCUCCGAAGCUGGCCGUCGUCCUCGGCUUCUCGGCCAUUUCUCUCCUCCCCUUCUUCUACCUCCUCUUCUUCCACUACCGCAUCGAUCCCAACCUGAAGCGGUCCAUCGCCAUCAACGCCGCGAUGAGCCUCGGCGGCUUCGUCGCGGCCGUCCGAUUGAUCCCGGUCGCUUCGAGAUACGUUCUCCGACGGAACCUUUUUGGAUAUGAUAUCAACAAGAAGGGAACUCCCCAAGGCGCCAUUAAAGUGCCUGAAUCGUUGGGCAUUGUCGUUGGAAUUGUUUACCUGGUCAUUGCCAUAUUAUUUCAAUACUUCAACUUUACAUCAGACUCCAACUGGCUUGUCGAGUACAAUGCAGCAUUAGCAUCAAUCUGCUUCAUGAUUCUGCUCGGAUUUGUUGAUGACGUCCUUGAUGUCCCGUGGAGAAUAAAAUUGGUGUUACCUUCAUUUGCAGCACUGCCCUUGUUGAUGGCAUAUGCUGGACAUACAACGAUUAUCAUACCAAAGCCCAUUGUUCCAUACAUUGGGUUUGCGGUUUUGGAUCUCGGAUGGAUCUAUAAACUCUAUAUGGGCCUUUUGGCAGUAUUCUGCACAAACUCCAUCAAUAUUCAUGCUGGUCUAAAUGGUCUUGAAGUUGGGCAAACCAUUGUCAUUGCAUCCGCUAUUUUGAUACACAAUGUGAUGCAAAUUGGAGCAUCUUCAGAUCCUGAGUAUCAACAGGCUCACGCUUUCUCUAUUUAUCUUGUUCAGCCAUUACUGGCCACUUCGUUAGCAUUAUUUUCUUAUAACUGGUACCCAUCUUCAGUUUUUGUUGGUGACACCUAUACUUACUUUGCUGGAAUGGCCAUGGCUGUAGUCGGCAUACUUGGCCACUACAGCGAAACACUCCUGCUCUUCUUCCUGCCCCAGAUCCUUAAUUUCCUUUACUCAGUGCCUCAGCUUUUUAAGAUCAUUCCUUGCCCACGGCAUCGCCUGCCAAAGUUUGAUCCUCAAACAGGACUGCUGACUGGAACGAAGGACUUGACACUUGUGAAUGGGUUCUUACGAUGGUUUGGUCGAUGCUCGGAAAAGUCGCUUUGCAUCAGACUUCUGAUUUUUCAGGCUUUGUCAUGCCUUGCUUGUUUCGGGCUGAGGUACAUCCUUACUGGUUGGUACAAAUAAACCAAAAGGCGGCAAGCUUCAAAGCCUUCUGCUGUUUGUCACUUACUGACAUGCGGGAAAUUCGACCAUCACAAACUUUGAGCCUGAACCUCUUUGUAAUAUAGAAUACAGCUUUUUUCCCGUUCUAAUUACAGACGCAACUCAAAUUCGUAGUUUUCGAGUUGCGGAGAAGUAUCUCAUCCAUUUACAACACCUCCACUGAGCGAAUGGACUUGAGGAGCAUUGCCUAUGGGGAGUUAUGUUGUGGCUAUUAUAACUUUUAUUAUUUUAAAUUAGAGUACCAAAAGUCCACGUUUGGAUAUCUUUCAAAAACAAAAAAAGGUCCGGUGUUUGGAUACAGAACCAAUUGAAUUGUGGAGAUUCAGUUUCAGAUUUAUAAGGAACUGACAAAAGAUUGGGCAUAUCGGAAUCACCAUAUGCUUAAGUAAGCAUUCAUCAUUUAAAUCA
Molecule: messenger RNA, 1783 nt
Organism: Magnolia sinica
Lineage: Eukaryota; Viridiplantae; Streptophyta; Magnoliopsida; Magnoliales; Magnoliaceae
Exons: 11
Coding region: 56-1336 (426 amino acids)
Biological process (GO): protein N-linked glycosylation; dolichol-linked oligosaccharide biosynthetic process
Cellular component (GO): membrane
Molecular function (GO): UDP-N-acetylglucosamine-dolichyl-phosphate N-acetylglucosaminephosphotransferase activity
Source: RefSeq, a predicted model, not a curated record